GUCAGUCUGAUUACGCAACUUCUUUUGGCUUCACAGAACAAUUUGAACAACUACUUGAUUAAGUUUAUGUAUACUUUUUGUUUCUUUAUGGAACACUAAUCCUGCUUGUAUCGUCUGUACUGCCGUUGUUAAAUGAGAGCCUUAAUUCAAUUGUAAUCCCGUUGAACGGCGUGUCCUGAUUUCCGAUUGACACGUAAACAAGAGGUGUCUAUGAAAACACUGUCGAAGAGUCGAAAGAGAGCAACACCAAAGCGCUGAAAGGGAGCCAUCAAGUGUUGACUUCUGAGGGAUGUUCGCAAUAAUGUCCUUCCAGAGAGUUCGGCGUUUUAGGGUUUUGAAGUUCCUUUGGUUGGACGAUUCUGGUUGGAAAGUUCCUCUAUUGACGCCGCUCUGCACCAAAGCAAAUAAUGUCAAGAAGCCUGUCAGAUAUACAAGUAUAACACAGCUUGAUCCAGUAAAGAGACUCUUUCUCGACAAGAUACGGGUAUACUCCACAAAGAGGCAAGCCUCUGGUGGCCUUGUAGAUGCUGGACCAGAAUAUGAGAACGUUUUCAAUGAAGAACUAACCAAACUCCAGAGACUCUAUGGGGGUGGAGACUUAAGCAAGUUCCCAGAAUUUAAGUUCUCUGAGCCUGUACUGGAUGAAAGCAACUCCAAAUGAAAAGCACAGCAUGGCAUUGCCAUAGAAAUAUAUCACUCACUGGUGAUGUAUUUUAAAAGGCACUAGUAUGUGAAUGAAUGACAUCAUAAAUAGGCUGCUAUUUAUGAUGUCAGCAACUAUUUGCUGUUACAGAACUGUACAGGUUAAAACGAAAAACAAGAGAAACGCAAAAUAAAUAAAGUUGUUUGAUCCGU
This is a messenger RNA of Rhinichthys klamathensis goyatoka, 855 nucleotides long. Its product is annotated as ATP synthase-coupling factor 6, mitochondrial. The record is from RefSeq and is a predicted model, not a curated record. Gene Ontology annotation, biological process: proton motive force-driven ATP synthesis. Gene Ontology annotation, molecular function: proton transmembrane transporter activity. The transcript is spliced from 6 exons. Bases 290 to 661 code for a protein of 123 amino acids. NCBI's taxonomy places the organism in Eukaryota, Metazoa, Chordata, Actinopteri, Cypriniformes, Leuciscidae.